Messenger RNA from Zygotorulaspora mrakii, 1095 nucleotides. It is a transcript of the gene RCL1, whose product is annotated as rRNA-processing endoribonuclease. Gene Ontology annotation, molecular function: RNA endonuclease activity. Gene Ontology annotation, biological process: endonucleolytic cleavage of tricistronic rRNA transcript (SSU-rRNA, 5.8S rRNA, LSU-rRNA); ribosome biogenesis. Lineage: Eukaryota; Fungi; Ascomycota; Saccharomycetes; Saccharomycetales; Saccharomycetaceae. Gene Ontology annotation, cellular component: nucleolus. The transcript has a single exon. The record is from RefSeq and is a predicted model, not a curated record. Bases 1 to 1095 code for a protein of 364 amino acids.
AUGUCUUCUAAUCAACCGUUCGUUGUUUUCGAGGGAUCCAGAAACUUUAGACUGCGGAUAGUUUUAGCGACGUUAUCAGGAAAAGCUAUAAAGAUUGUAAAGAUUCGUUCAAGUGAUCUGAACCCAGGUUUAAGAGAUCACGAAGUAUCUUUUUUAAGACUAAUAGAAUCAGUUACAAAUGGUAGUAACAUCGAAAUCUCAUAUACCGGUACAACGAUAAUUUAUAGGCCUGGUAUCAUUAUAGGUGGAUCCGUAACACACAAUUGUUCAAAAGAUAGACCGGUUGGGUACUUUGUGGAACCACUGUUGUAUUUGGCUCCCUUUUCGAAAAAAAAGUUUUCUAUAAUGCUCAGAGGCAUUACGUCUUCGCAUAACGAUGCAGGUGUUGAAGCAAUAAAAUGGGGGUUAAUGCCAGUGAUGGAAAAAUUUGGAGUCAGAGAGUGUGCUUUACACACGUUGAAAAGAGGUGCACCACCCCUUGGCGGUGGUGAAGUCCACUUAAUCGUGGACUCUUUGAUAGCUCAGCCUAUCACAAUGCAUGAGCUAGACAGGCCGUCUAUAUCUUCCAUAAGAGGAGUUGCAUAUUCAACAAGAGUGAGUCCUUCUAUGGUGAGUCGAAUGAUUGACGGGGCUAAAAGGGUACUGAAACAGGUAGGAUGUGAAGUUAAUAUCACUGCGGAUGUAUGGAGAGGUGAGAAUUCUGGUAAAAGUCCAGGAUGGGGCAUCACUUUAGUUGCAUCAAACAAAAAAGGUUGGUGUUAUUUUUCUGAGAAGAUAGGUGACGCUGGUGCUAUUCCGGAAGAUGUUGGAGCAACAGUAGCGUAUCAUCUAUUGGAAGAAAUUUCGAAAAGCGGAGCCGUUGGUAGGAACCAACUUGCCCUUGCCAUAGUCUAUAUGGUCAUUGGCAAGGAAGAUAUUGGAAGACUUAGAAUCACAAAAGAACAGGUUGACGAAAAAUUCAUUCACCUACUAAGAGACAUAAAAAGUAUUUUUGGCACAGAAGUUUACUUGAAGCCUGUUGAUGAUGGUACAACUGAUUUCAUUGCUACUGUAAAGGGUAUCGGUUUCACAAACACAAGCAAAAAAAUAGUAUAG